UCUUCCUGUUCUAACACAACCUUAACACUUCCAAUUCCAAACCCAAUUUUACAACUUCUCUUGAUUCUACAAAAGUACAAAUUCCUAGUACACAAUUAGACAUGGCAAAUUCUGUUGCUUUAUGUCACCUAGCUAUAAUAUUGGUCAUUAAUAUUGUCAUGGCUGGACCAGCCAAUGCACAAAUCAACACCCCAUGUAAUCCUUCUACAAUAAGCACUCUCUUCACACCUUGUAUGGGUUUUCUUACAGGUAGUAGUGCUAAUGGCACCUCACCAACCACUGAAUGUUGUGGUGCUCUUAAGUCCCUAACAAGUAGUGGCAUGAAUUGUUUGUGUCUCCUUGUAACUGCAAGUGUUCCCUUCAAAAUUCCAAUCAAUAGAACCUUGGCUAUCUCUCUCCCCCGUGCUUGUAACAUGCCUGGUGUUCCAGUUCAAUGCAAAGCCUCAGCUUCACCACUUCCUGCUCCUGGUCCAGUGGCUCUAGGACCAUCUCAUUCACCUGCAUCUUCUCCCUCAGGAUUUAUUCCAACCCCUAGUCCUCAAGCAUCUUCUGACCUACCAGCUUCACCAACUUCAUCUCCUCUGGCACCACAACAAGACACAAAUGUUCCUCUUUUGACUCCGCCAUCGCCAUCGGUGUCAACAACGGGAAGUGGCCGCUCAUCUUUGACUCCAUCAUCUGCCAUUACAUCUUACAAUGUCUCACCUACUGUUCUAUUGAUUGCACUGGGAUUUGUUGCUCUCAAAUAUUACUAGAUUCUGUGUUCGGCAUAUAUCAUGUGCAGAUGUACUUAGAUAAAUUGUUGCUAUAUAUUUUUUUUGCAGUGUGGCUAUUACAUUGAA
Messenger RNA from Medicago truncatula (barrel medic), 842 nucleotides. Its product is annotated as non-specific lipid transfer protein GPI-anchored 20. Lineage: Eukaryota; Viridiplantae; Streptophyta; Magnoliopsida; Fabales; Fabaceae. The record is from RefSeq and is a predicted model, not a curated record. The coding region runs from base 102 to 755 and encodes 217 amino acids. The transcript has 4 exons.